AUGUCCACGUCUGCCACCUCUGGCGUUUGGAAGCACCACAAAGUCGUUCCGGAGACACCCGCGGGGUUUACCAUGCGAGGAACUGUCCCCACGGACGAGAACGGCGUCGAUGUGAUGAUGGAAAUGUGGGAACGGGGAAAAGGGAAAAUGUCCGUGCAAUUCUUCAAAAAAGACGGGGAGAAACUCGUCGAGGACGGGAAACCGUUAAUUUUGAACAAAGGCGAUGCGGGGUACAUCGAAGGUGGGCGCAUACACGACGCGAAAUAUUUGGAAGAUUGCAAGUUGGUCUACGUGCACGAUAAACAAUUCGGAUUCGACGCCGCAGCCGCGAGCGCGUAA
Messenger RNA from Bathycoccus prasinos, 339 nucleotides. RefSeq lists its product with no specific name. Lineage: Eukaryota; Viridiplantae; Chlorophyta; Mamiellophyceae; Mamiellales; Bathycoccaceae. The record is from RefSeq and is a predicted model, not a curated record. Bases 1 to 339 code for a protein of 112 amino acids. The transcript is spliced from 2 exons.